AGUUCCAAAAACAAAAACCACCAAAAUCCGGAGAAGCCUACCCAUUCAAUUCAAAGUCAAAAGCAAUUCUUGAUAUCUGAUCUCAAGAUCCCACGUCCUCCCAAACCUGUGGCAGAUGCGAUUCAACCCGAAACUCUGGAGUUUAUUCGAGAUUUAAAACUCAAUAAUGAUCGAGAAUAUAUGGAGCAGAAUCGACAACGGUUCGAGACUGCAAAGGCUGAUUUCCUAGAUUUUAUACGAAUGGUCAAAGAGGGCCUUUUGGAAGCAGAUCCAGAUGUGCUUGAUCAAGAACCGAAGGACUCUAUGAUGAGGAUUUAUCGCGACGUUAGAUUCUCAAACGAUAAGAGACCUUAUAAGAGACAGCUGUGCUGUCAUUUCUCAAAAGGCGGAAAGAAGUCUAUUGCGGCAGGAUACUUCUUUGGCGUAACUUCUGGAGGUGAAACAUUUGCAGGAGCUGGCGUUUGGGAUCCUCAAGGACCCGUCUUACAUCGGAUCCGCCAAGGAAUUGUCAAUCAUUCGGAUCGUUUUUCAGCAAUUUUGGAAACCGAGCCCAUUAAGAAGAUCACCGGUGGCAAGACUGGAAUCGAUGCGCUGAGACCAGGUUCCUCACAACUCAAGACGGGUCCUGUUGGAUUUGAGAAGGAUCAUCCCAUGAUUGAGUUUCUGAAACGCAAAUGUUUUGCGAUCGGUCGUCAUUUCUCUGAUAAGGAAGUCGUGAAUGAAGGAUUCCUGGAAGAGGUUCUCCAAACCUUUGAUGCAUGUGUUGAUCUUGUUCAUAUCUUGAAUGAGUGGAUCGGAUAG
Lobosporangium transversale is the source of this 801-nucleotide messenger RNA. RefSeq lists its product as hypothetical. The transcript has 3 exons. The record is from RefSeq and is a predicted model, not a curated record. The annotation marks the transcript as partial. Lineage: Eukaryota; Fungi; Mortierellomycota; Mortierellomycetes; Mortierellales; Mortierellaceae.